Parathielavia appendiculata is the source of this 1668-nucleotide messenger RNA. RefSeq lists its product as uncharacterized. The record is from RefSeq and is a predicted model, not a curated record. Gene Ontology annotation, cellular component: cytoplasm. Gene Ontology annotation, biological process: response to heat; protein refolding. The transcript has 2 exons. The coding region runs from base 1 to 1668 and encodes 555 amino acids. Gene Ontology annotation, molecular function: ATP binding; heat shock protein binding. Lineage: Eukaryota; Fungi; Ascomycota; Sordariomycetes; Sordariales; Chaetomiaceae.
AUGAGCACAACUAUCUUCCCCAAAGCGGCCCUCCCGAUUCGGCAGCUCUCGCCCGCCCAAGUAUGUCGUCGCCAGAAGAUAAAGCCAUGCACGCGCCAAUCCGGCCCCGUGGUGACCUACUCGGUAGCUUCUAGAGUUCCGAGUCGGCCGCCACCAAAAUUACGGUCUCAGGCCUGCAUUUCUCGGCAAAGGGUCGGUCGCCGAGUAACACCAUCCAGAUACGGGGGAGCUACUCACACGGAACAGCAGGCCAACUUCCACACAACCCGCCAAUUACUCGCGACGCCAAGAGACCCGUACGGGACCUUGGGGGUCAACAAGAGCGCAACGGCCGCCGAGAUCAAGAAGGCCUACUACGGCCUGGCCAAGAAAUAUCACCCAGACACGAACAAGGACCCAACCGCCAAGGACAAGUUCGCCGAGAUUCAGUCCGCCUACGAGAUCCUGUCCGACCCCAAGAAGCGAGAGCAGUUUGACCAGUUCGGCGCGGCAGGGUUUGAUCCGAGUGCUGGACCGGGACCCGGGCCCGGCGCUGGGUUCGGAGGCGGCCACCCCUUCAGCGGCUUCGGCGGCCAAGGCGGCUUCGGCGCCAACAUCAACUUCGACGACAUCUUCUCGGCCUUCACGGGCGGGGCGCAUCCUUUCGGCGGGCGUGCUGGGCGAGGCACCGUGGAGAUCCUGCAGGGCGAUGACAUCGAGGUGCAGGUAACGGUGUCGUUUAUGGAGGCGGCCAAGGGAACGAGCAAGACCGUCACGACGAUGCCGCUGACGACGUGCAAGACGUGCAGCGGCAGCGGUCUGAAGCAAGGCACCCAGCGGUCCAGCUGCAAGUCGUGCAACGGGACCGGCACGCGCGUGCACUUCAUGUCGGGCGGCUUCCAGAUGGCCAGCACCUGCUCGACUUGUGGCGGCAGCGGGUCCUCAAUCCCGCGUGGCUCCGAGUGCCGCUCGUGCCAGGGCGACGGCGUCGUCCGCGAGACAAAGACCCUUACCGUAGACAUACCCGGCGGUGUCGAAGACGGCAUGCGGCUGCGGGUUAGCGGUGCGGGUGACGCGCCCCCAACCGGUCGGGCCGCGGGCGCGGACGUGCGCGGUGUCAACGGCGACCUAUAUGUCUUCGUUAAGGUUGCGCGCGAUCCACAGUUCAGCCGGCAGGGGUCCGACAUCCUGCACACCGCCACCAUCCCGCUGACCACCGCUAUCCUCGGCGGCGAGGUGGUCAUCCCGACGCUCGAGGGCGAUGCCAGGGUCCGCGUGGCAACCGGCACCAACACGGGGGACAAAAUGACGUUAGUAGGCAAGGGCAUGCCGAAGCUGGGCGGGCGUCGGGGGCGGAUGGGUGAUCUCAAGGUGGAGUUCCGCGUUGCGAUGCCGAAGUACCUCACGUCCAACCAGCGGACGCUCGUCGAGAUGCUGGCCGACGAGCUGGGCGACAAGUCGGCCAAGCGGAUCAUGAAUCUACACAAGAGCAAACCCGCUGACGACAAUAACCUCGACUCCCAUAAAAACGAGGGAUUCCUCAAGUCCCUCUGGCAUAACCUCACCAAUCACCCGGCCCACCAACAAAAGCCCGCAGACAGCCAAUCUUCCUCCGAUAGCACCAAGAAGCCAGAAGACAGCGACAGCGAUGCCAAGAAGCAACCCGGCUCCGGUUCAGGCUCGUCAUGA